AGGGCAUCUCUUCCCACUCACCUACCGCACUUUUCCAUCAUGUUCAUGACAUGUUCAGGCAAGCUUCAACAGAUGAUGGUAGAUGUCCUCAGCCAAGUCGAGCAGCUGCGUAACGAGAUGCAGCGAAGCUCCAACUCCUGUAGCGCUCCCUCGCACAAUGGCGGAGUCAUGAGCUCGUCGCAUGCUCACCACGGAGGACAUCACCAUCACCAUCACAUGAGCCUCUCAGCCUACAGCAUACCCAUCUUCCAUGUUGUUGUCGACCUGCUGAACAUCAUCGGCGUCGCCAUCAUGGUCUUCUCGACCAUGGGCGUCAUCAUCCCAGUGAUCCGCGACAUUCUCCCCGGCUUCUUCCUCCACUCCCUCAGCGCCACCGCGCAGGAGAGCAUCUUGACAUGCCGCAUGCAGCUCAGCCGGGGCAUCAUGCUUGGGAUGGACUUCAUGGUGGGAGCGGACGUGAUCGAGACGGUGUUCGGAGAGGUGGACAUGGUGAAGCUGAUCUUGGUGGUGGCGAUCCGAUCCUGGCUGGGAUGGGAAAGAGGCAAAGAGAUGGAGCACAUGACGCACGAGCUGCAGCACUGGAAGAAAGCUAGAGGAGCGCUGCUGGGUGAGCUCGGGGACGGUCUGACAGUCCAGAACUUCGCAGAGCGAGUACGGUCAGUGUUCGACAACUUCGACAACGACAAGAACGGGAGCAUCGACGAGGAGGAGCUGUACCAUGCGCUGGUUGAGCAUCGGGGUGCAGACGACGAAGCAGGAAGUGAAGAA
Messenger RNA from Guillardia theta CCMP2712, 768 nucleotides. RefSeq lists its product as hypothetical. The annotation marks the transcript as partial. Lineage: Eukaryota; Cryptophyceae; Pyrenomonadales; Geminigeraceae. The record is from RefSeq and is a predicted model, not a curated record. The transcript has 4 exons.